AUGCGCAGAGUGCUGGAAGGUUGGCAGGGUGGUAUCCGUGUUGGUGGUCACCUAAUCAGUAACUUGCGAUUCGCCGAUGACACGACCAUAAUAGGCGCCAAUGAGACAGAACUCGCCACAUUUCUGAACAGGGUCGAAUUAUUCAGUGCGCAAUACGGCCUCCAUAUCAACCGGAAGAAGACAAAGCUGAUGUUCAUCGACAGAGCUGGGCAGAUGCAGAGGACGGGGGAACUGCGUGACCUGGACUUGGUAGAAGACUUUGUCUACUUGGGCUCGCAGAUAUCCAGUAACGGAGAUUGCAUGAAGGAGGUCAUAAGAAGGUCACAAAUCGCAAAAGCAGCAGUGAAGCGCUUGGAGAAGAUUUGGAGAAACAGGAAUAUAUACCGCCACACGUUAGUCCGACUUAUGCGCACCCUUAUCUUCUCCAUAUUCCUCUACGCCUCUGAGACAUGGGUAUGGAAGCCAGCCACGUGUGAGAGCAAAAAUAGACGCAUUCGAGAUGUGGUCCUGGCGCAAAAUGUUGGGCAUAUCCUGGACGCAACGCCGCACCAACGCGUCUAUUCUCGAAGAGCUACAUAUUACCACCCGGCUUUCAACUACAUGCUUCCAGAGAAUGUUGACCUUCUUUGGCCAUGUGGCCCGCCAAGACCCGUCCAGCUUUGA
Molecule: messenger RNA, 663 nt
Organism: Cydia fagiglandana
Lineage: Eukaryota; Metazoa; Arthropoda; Insecta; Lepidoptera; Tortricidae
Exons: 1
Coding region: 1-663 (220 amino acids)
Source: RefSeq, a predicted model, not a curated record